Messenger RNA from Entamoeba histolytica HM-1:IMSS, 1938 nucleotides. RefSeq lists its product as uncharacterized. The record is from RefSeq and is a predicted model, not a curated record. The transcript has 3 exons. Bases 1 to 1938 code for a protein of 645 amino acids. Lineage: Eukaryota; Evosea; Mastigamoebida; Endamoebidae.
AUGAAUAUUGUAUUACUUCUAUUUAUUACUCUUUCUUUAUCAAAACAGUGUGGUGACUAUCAACCAGCAAUGUUUGGUUGGAAUCAAAUAGAUACAGUUGAUAGUGUAUUUGAAUGUAUUGAAUCAAUUAAAACAACAGAGAAAGAAAAUACUGAUAUUAUUAAUGAUUUAAAAUAUUAUUUAAAUGCAUAUGUAUUUAAAGACAUAUUAAAAAAUCCACCACAACCAUCAUUUUCAAAUAAUUAUUAUGAGAAAGUGGAUAUUGAUUCAGAAUUAGAUAAAAUAAAUACAAAAACAACAAGUCUGUAUGAGUUUUACUCAGAAAUAAAUAAUCUUAUUAUUUCAACAAGAGAUCCUAACUUAGCUUUUAGUAUAGAUUAUUAUCGUUAUACAUCAAAUUUAGCGUUUGAUUUUGUUUAUUUACUUCCAUUUACAAUAAAUAUAGAUAAUGAUAAGAAAAUGUAUUUAAAUCCACUAAAUGAAUUUCCUUAUUCUAUUUCGGUUGAUGUACCUAAAGAAAUUAUAAAUAAUCAGAAAGUACCAGUUAUAAUAAUAAAUGGAGAAGAUCCAUUUAAUUUUAUUCGGAAAUUUGGAAAGAAAUAUGUAGGACUAAAAUGUCCACAUGCACAAUUUACAAAAGCAAAAUCAGCAAUAACAUAUGGAUUAUUGGGUGAAAUACCAUUAACAAAAGAAUAUUUAAAUACACCAAUAACAAUUAUAUGGGAAAAUGGAGAAAGACUAACAGUUAAUUAUAAGAUAUAUGCCAUGAAGUAUAGUUGGGAGCAGACAUUCCAAGAAGCAUUUGAAAGAAGUAAAAGAAGUGGAAUAAGAAUAGAAGAAUCUGAAGAAGAAAAUGAAAGAAAAAGAAUAAAACAAGAAAAUGAUGAAUAUGAACCUAAAUGUUUUGGAUAUGAAGAAAUAUGUUGUUUAACAACAAGCAACAAAGUAAAUACAUUAAUUGUAAAAAAUUUUAAUAGCUAUAGUGAUUAUUCUUUGAAUAAAUUAACUGAAUGUCUUGAUAAGUUUGAUUCAAAUGAUUAUCCAAUUCAAUUAAUAUUCCCACAAAAUGAAGGAGAGGAAAAUGAUGGUUUCGGUGGUUACACUACGUACGAACCAGAAACAUGUGAACCAAGAAAAACCUUGAGCACUCCGGAAAAAAUUGGAUCAUGGUAUACAAAACCAAGAAUUAUUAAAUAUGGAGAUAUUGAACAUAAAGUUACACAACCAUCAGUAGAUGUGUCUUGGAGACGUUUUUUGAAUCAGCGUUUAGAUGAUUAUCCAAAAUUGAAAUUAAUAAGAUAUCCAAGAAAACCAACAGAAAUAGUAGUUUAUACAGAUUCAUUUUGUUAUUCAGCAUGUUCAUCUGUAACAAAAGGAUUAAAAGAAUGGGGAGGAGCUAUUCUUGUAGGAUUUGAUGUUUAUGAUAUUUUUGAUGUUACGUCAAGAAAUUCAAAUAAUAGUUUACAACAAAAUGGAUAUAACUUGGAAUUGACUUUUUCAGAAACAUACAGAUUUAAUUAUGAAUAUGAUGAAACAAUUCCAAGAGAAUUUUUACCAGAUAUUAUAGAUGAAAGAGUGAAUAUUUAUCAAUUCUCAAACGAUAAGAUAAAAGAAUUUGAAGAAGAAACAAAGAAAAUAGUAGAGAAAUAUAAAACGAAAUGUAAUCCAAAGAAUAAAAGAUUAGUUAAAAGAGAUGAAAAAUGUGAUGAAGAAAUUAAUAUCGAACAUGGACAUGGAGGAUAUGAAUGUGGAGAUAAUGGAGAAUGGAGUACAAAAUGUGUAUUGGCAUAUUGUGAUGAAGGAUAUAAAUUUGAUUAUAUCAACAAUAAAUGUAUUGAAGAUGUUUGUCUUUAUCCACCAAAUCCAAGCAAUGGAACAAGAGACAUGAGAAUAAAUCUAUUCAUUAUGAUAAUUGGAAUAAUGAUGAUAAUUCUCUAA